Molecule: messenger RNA, 3368 nt
Organism: Myripristis murdjan (pinecone soldierfish)
Lineage: Eukaryota; Metazoa; Chordata; Actinopteri; Holocentriformes; Holocentridae
Gene: slc26a2
Product: solute carrier family 26 member 2
Exons: 5
Coding region: 96-2282 (728 amino acids)
Biological process (GO): sulfate transmembrane transport
Cellular component (GO): membrane
Molecular function (GO): secondary active sulfate transmembrane transporter activity
Source: RefSeq, a predicted model, not a curated record
UGACGCGGAAUGAGACGAACGUGAACGGACCGCAUUUCCUCUCAAAACUCUUCUCUGAACCAAGACCUGAUCCGGGCUCCGGUCCCGGCUCGAUCAUGACUCGGGGAGAGGACUGCUUCCCGGCGGCAGGAGAUGGAGCCGAGAGCGACCAGCAGCAUCCUCUCAUCCUGGAGCGAGUGGAGAAAGAUGAUGGAGAGGAAGGAAACUGGAAAGCCGCCGCGUCCCAUCACCUGAAGAAACACUGCUCGUGCUCCGCAGAGAAGGCCAGAGCUAAAAUACUGGGCUUCUUCCCGAUUCUCAAAUGGCUGCCGCGCUACCAGCUCAGGGAUUGGCUCCUGGGCGACGUCAUGUCAGGACUGAUCGUUGGAAUCCUAUUGGUCCCCCAGUCCAUAGCCUACUCCCUAUUGGCCAGCCAGGACCCCAUCUACGGUCUGUACACGUCCUUCUUCUCCUCCAUCAUCUACACCCUCCUCGGCACCUCCAGACACAUCUCGGUGGGGAUUUUCGGGGUGCUGUGCCUGCUGGUGGGCCAGGUUGUGGACAGGGAGUUAGCCGAGGCGGGAUACCUCACCGAGGGCAGUGGUAACGACAGCGCCGUCCUGCUGGCUGGCCAGGGGAACAGCAGCUUCGCCUCGGAGUGCGACAGGAGCUGCUACGCUAUCAUGGUGGGAGCGACCGUCACCUUCACCGCGGGGGUCUACCAGGUGCUGAUGGGAGUUCUCCAGGUAGGCUUUGUCUCCGUCUACCUCUCAGACUCUCUUCUCAGUGGUUUUGCCACAGGAGCGUCCCUGACCAUCCUCACAUCCCAGCUGAAGUACCUGCUGGGCCUGCGGAUCGCCCGGCCGCAGGGCUGGUUCACCCUGAUCAAGACCUGGUACAGUCUGCUCACCAACCUGGGCAGCACCAACAUCUGUGACCUGGUGACCAGUUUGGUGUGUUUGCUGGUGCUGGUACCCACCAAGGAGCUCAACGAUCGCUUCAAAGCCAAGCUGAAGGCUCCAAUCCCCUUUGAGCUCUUUGUGGUGAUCGCUGCCACCGCGGCCUCUCACUUUGGCAAUUUCAACACUGAGUACGGUUCCAGCGUGGCAGGCACCAUCCCCACCGGCUUCCUGCCUCCCCAGCUGCCCUUGUGGUCUCUCAUCCCCAACGUGGCAGUCGAUGCCUUCUCCAUCGCCAUCGUUGGCUUUGUCAUCACCGUCUCGCUGUCAGAGAUGUUCGCCAAGAAGCACGGCUACACGGUGGACGCCAACCAGGAGAUGUAUGCCAUAGGUUUCUGCAACAUUCUGCCGUCGUUCUUCCGCUGCUUCACCACCAGCGCAGCGCUGACCAAGACCCUGGUCAAGGAGUCGACGGGCUGCCAGACCCAGGUGUCGGGCUUGAUCACCGCCCUGGUGCUGCUGCUGGUGCUGCUGGUGAUAGCACCGCUUUUCUAUUCCCUGCAGAAAUGUGUAUUAGCCGUCAUCAUUGUGGUGAACCUCCGUGGUGCUCUGCGCAAGUUUGCAGAUGUUCCCCGCAUGUGGCGCAUCAACCGCAUCGACGCCUUCAUCUGGCUGAUCACCAUGGCAACCUCGGCACUGGUUAACACCGAGCUGGGUCUCCUUGUCGGGGUUUUGGUGUCGGCCUUCUGCGUUUUGGGCCGGACGCAGCGGGCCCAGGCCCUUGAGCUGGGCAAGGCCGGCACCAGGGAGCACUACGAAGACCUGGCAGCCUAUCGGGGGCUCCAGAGGCAACCCGGAGUGGCUGUUUUCAGAUACGAGGCUCCCAUUUAUUAUGCCAACCAGAGCUUGUUCAAAACAUCUCUCUACCGCCGUCUGGGGCUUGACCCGGUGAAAGAGAAAGCCCUGCGCAGGAAAAUGGAGAAGAAGAAGAAGAAACAGAAGGGGAAGGAACUGGAAAGGGCGGAGGAGGGUGCAACAGGGAAGUCAGAGGAGAGGGAGGAUGGCGUAGAGGCAGGCAUGACCAAAACCUUGAUGAACGAGGAGAAAGUUCCUGGUAGCUUACACAGCUUGGUGAUUGACUGUAGUGCCAUCCUGUUUCUAGACACUGCUGGGGUGAACGCCUUGAAGGAGGUCCGCAAGGAUUACGGAGAGCUCGGGGUCAGGGUCGUCUUGGCCCAGUGUAAUACCUCAGUACUGGACUCCCUGCAGAGGGGGGGGUACUACUCAGAAAACAAAGGAGGUGGUGGAGGAGAGAGCGACGCGACGUUCUUCACCAUCACCGAUGCCGUCCGUUACACCCAAAGCCUCUCCACUCCCAAUGGAGACUGUGACAGCAGAUGCUGAGAAAAUUCGUAUUUAUCCAAACCCGUCUAUUUAUCUUAAUGUAUUUGUUUACAUAUAUGCAAUGUAUAUACUCGUAAUCCAAAAACAGCCAGUCUAUGUGCCUUGUGAUGCUACAGUGGCAGCCAGUGCUGAAGUCCCUCCUUCAUGUUGUACAUUUAUCACACACAUAUUGCAGACAAUUCUUUGUUGGAUGUUACACAGCAGAAAAUAGUUCAGUUACAUGCAACUCUGCCUCUUAGUGACUGGCUGCUAUCCUUUGUACGUCCAGCAUUUUUAAAAGGAUAAAAACUUUUUAAUAAUUUUCCCAAAGAUACCCUUUGGCUAUGCAACCAAAGCACAGCAGAGAUACAGCAAGUAUGCAGUAAACAGCGGGACUUCGACAAUGGCUACAUCUGUAUGGCAGGUCGGAAGAACUUUUUCUCUUUUUUGCACAAAUGCAUCCAAAUGAGUUUAUAAUCACCUGUACUAAAUAUACAGGGUUAGUAACAUCACUGACCCGCUUUCAGCACAAAACAGUUUAAAGCUGUUAUGUCGUACAUAUAGACGGUUGAUAGCAGUAUGGGCCGGAUGUUUUCUUUUCUGCCGGUGUUGAUUGUGAAUCCUCAGGACAGUUGGUGCCGGAGGCUGUGUGCAGGAAUAUGUGCAAAUGAGCAGAAGUUCUGUCAUUGAGACAUGUUGCUUUAAAGGGCAUUCCACUGAAUUUCAGAGUUCACUUUAGUGAGUUUUCAUACCACUGGGGAAGUGUAAUGGACAUUGUAAAGGGCUCAUUAUGAAACACAGUGUUUACUGUUUUUACAGAUGAGUUUUGCCACUUGGUGGGACUUCUACAAUCAUUACAUUUGUACAGAAUAUUAGUGCAAUGUCAAAGAUAAGACAAAAUGGUCUGUCUUGUUUGUGGCUCUGGCAGAUACUCGUGAAAGUUCACUAGAGUAGAGGUUUUAUUAUUAUGGCCCCCACUCCCCACACCCUGCCUUUUUUCUUUCUUUAAUUUGUGAAAAUACAUAAUUCAGUUUCCCCAGGUUUUUGCAACCUAAAAUACCUGAUUUUAUGGCAGCUCUUUAAAAAAUUGCGAUUCAUUUUGCAAUG